UUCCACCCACCUACUUCCGCUGUCCCCACCUCUUUUCUUCCGCCACCCGGAUAUGAGCCGUUCUCGCGAGAGCCGUCCCUCUUUCUAAGCCGGCGAUCCGUCAGGGCGAAGCCAUGUUCAGCUCGAGCGCCAAGAUCGUGAAGCCCAAUGGCGAGAAGCCGGAUGAGUUCGAGUCUGGCAUCUCUCAGGCGCUGCUCGAGCUGGAGAUGAACUCCGAUCUCAAGGCGCAGCUGCGGGAACUCAACAUCACCGCAGCCAAGGAAAUUGAAGUUGGUGGUGGUCGGAAAGCUAUCAUAAUUUUUGUACCAGUUCCUCAGCUUAAAUCUUUCCAGAAAAUCCAAGUCCGGCUAGUUCGUGAAUUGGAGAAGAAGUUCAGUGGCAAGCACGUGGUCUUCAUUGCUCAGAGGAGGAUUCUGCCCAAGCCAACCCGGAAAAGCCGUACGAAAAAUAAGCAGAAGCGCCCCAGAAGCCGCACCCUGACAGCAGUGCAUGACGCCAUCCUUGAGGACUUAGUCUUCCCAAGUGAAAUUGUGGGUAAGAGGAUCCGUGUGAAACUGGAUGGCAGCCGGCUCAUAAAAGUUCACUUAGACAAAGCACAGCAGAACAACGUGGAACACAAGGUUGAAACUUUUUCUGGUGUGUACAAGAAGCUCACAGGCAAGGAUGUUAAUUUUGAAUUCCCAGAGUUUCAGUUGUAAAGAAAAUGACUGAAUAAAGUGUCAUUCAUAGUA
Mus caroli (Ryukyu mouse) is the source of this 731-nucleotide messenger RNA. It is a transcript of the gene Rps7, whose product is annotated as ribosomal protein S7. Lineage: Eukaryota; Metazoa; Chordata; Mammalia; Rodentia; Muridae. The record is from RefSeq and is a predicted model, not a curated record. Gene Ontology annotation, molecular function: structural constituent of ribosome. Gene Ontology annotation, cellular component: small-subunit processome; ribosome; cytosolic small ribosomal subunit. Gene Ontology annotation, biological process: ribosomal small subunit biogenesis; rRNA processing; translation.